AUGGGUGAUGGUCAGGACUUUUACCUCCGGUACUACAUCGGACAUGAGGGGAAAUUCGGGCAUGAAUUUUUGGAAUUUGAAAUAAAUAACGAGGGAAGACUCAGGUAUUCCAACAAUUCAAACUACAAAAAUGACACUAUCAUCCGCAAACAAGCCUACUUGUCUGGAUUGAUUGUUGAUGUUAUAAAGGGUAUGAUUUUGGACUCGGACUUACUGAACGAAGACGAUAGUAAGUGGCCUAGGCCAGAUAAAAUUGGGAAACAGGAAUUGGAGAUUCAUAUGAAUGGAGGAAAUUCUACUUUUAUAACUUCAAAAAUAGGCUCUCUGCAAGAAAUCCAAAAUUGCACAGAUCCUAAUGGACUCAGAAUUUUCUAUUACCUAGUACAGGAUUUGAAGUGUUUGAUAUUCUCACUCAUUUCACUUAAUUUCAGAAUCAAACCCGUGUGA
This is a messenger RNA of Babesia microti strain RI, 447 nucleotides long. Its product is annotated as protein mago nashi. The transcript is spliced from 3 exons. Gene Ontology annotation, biological process: RNA splicing. NCBI's taxonomy places the organism in Eukaryota, Apicomplexa, Aconoidasida, Piroplasmida, Babesiidae. Bases 1 to 447 code for a protein of 148 amino acids. Gene Ontology annotation, cellular component: exon-exon junction complex; nucleus. The record is from RefSeq and is a predicted model, not a curated record.